AUGCCCGUCCCUCUUCGCUCACCCGCACCGGCGACAAGCGAUGGGCGUCUGGGCCAGCGGAAAGGCUCGAAUGUGCAGCAAACGGCACAUCGCCGGCUUAGCAUUAACGCCACACCUGUGGCUGUCGUCGCUGCGACAAAGGAGCAGUCUGCACCGGGUCAGCAGCCUUCCGAUCGCAGCAAGGCUACCAAGAGUGGAUUCACGCGCCCCGAGGAGUCCUUAGUGCCCCCACGGAGCUCGACGGAGAGUAUCGAUUGGUUCUACUCCGAAACAGCGCAGAGGGAGUGGGUCCAGGCCAUGGAGCUGGAUACCCUCACCCCGGAGAUGCCGCUGCUGCUCAAGGAGAUGGGCAUGAACUACGACCCCGACCGGCUGGCGGCAGUGCUGAACAAGCGCUGGCCGCAGGUCUACACGCGCGCGGUCCAGGUAUCCGCAACUCUGGGCGGCUUCACUGCGGCGGUGGCCCGGGACUACGCGCUGGGGCAGUUCGAGGCCAACAUGCCACAACGGGCUCGGGAGCUGCGGACCCUGCUGGGAAAGCUGGGCCCCGCCCUGGUGAAGAUCGGUCAGGCGCUGUCCGCCCGUCCCGACCUGCUGCCCCGCACCUACCUAGAGGCGCUCUCGGAGCUCCAGGACCGCCUGCCCUCCUUCCCUAACGAAAUCGCGUUUGCGGUCAUCGAGGAGGAGCUGGGUCAGCCGGUCACGGAGCUGUUUGCUGAGCUGAGUGAGCUGCCCGUUGCGGCGGCCAGCUUGGGACAGGUGUACCGGGCUCGGCUGCGUGACGGCACUGACGUGGCAGUCAAGGUUCAGCGGCCCAACAUCGGGGAAACCAUAGCUGUGGACAUGAUGCUGCUGCGCCGGCUUAUGGGGGUGGUGGACCAGCGGCUACCGCAGCUAGGGAUCAGUCAGCCGCUGGUGCCGCUGGUUGACGAGUUCGCGAGGCGCCUCUUCGCGGAGCUAGACUACGUGCAGGAGGGCCAUAACUGCGAGCGCUUCCAGGCACUGUACGGCACCAUGCCUCGUGUUCGUACACCCAAGAUUUACUGGCAGUACACCUCCCGCAGAGUCCUGACCAUGGAGUGGAUCGAGGGCGUCAAGCUCACGAACAGCCCCGCCAUGGCGGCUGCGGGGCUGGAUGUGGUGGACUUUGUGGACGUGGGAAUUGAAUGCACGUUGCGGCAGCUGCUCGAACACGGGUACUUCCAUGCAGGUAACCUCCUCGCCACACGAUCCGGUGAUCUGGUGUAUCUGGACUUCGGCAUGAUGAGCGAGGCGCCGCAGUACGCCCGUGACUAUGAGGCCAUGUGCAAGGACUACUAUACGCUGCAGUUCAUGGACCCCUCCGUGGACACCUCCCCCAUAGCCCCCGCGCUUGCGGCCUUCUUCGACGAUGUGCUGCAGUCCAGUGUAUCGCAACUUAACUUCAAGGCCAUUGUGGACGGGCUGGGCGAGGUGCUGUUCAGGUUCCCGUUCCGAGUACCCGCCUACUACGCCCUCAUACUGCGUUCCCUCACCGUGUUGGAGGGGCUCGCGCUGCAGGCUGACCCGAACUACAAGCUGCUGGCCAAGGCCUACCCCUACAUGGCCAAGCGCCUGCUCACCGAUCCGGCCCCCGAGCUGAGGGAGAGCUUCGAAGACCUAAUCAUCAAGGACGGCCAGUUCCGUUGGAGUCGGUUGGAGAACCUACUGCGCGAGGGCUCCAAGUCCUCGGACUUCGACCCCACCCAGCUGUGGCUGUUGGCGGAAUGGCUGCUGUCACCCGGCGCGGCGGGUGUGAGGGCGACCGUGGUUACGGAGCUGGGCAGGGUCAUCGACGCGGCGGCGGCGGCGGACGUACGACAACGGAUCGAAGCGCAGACGGGCGACCGGGCGAUUGCGGAGACGUUGGUGCCCCCUCAGCCCGCUGAAGCGGAGGCGCAGGAGCGGGCUGCGCUGCUGCUCAGCUCCAUCUCCUCGCGCCUACAGCUGCAAGAGCCGCUACAGCUGCAGGGCAGUGGUCCCUUUGGCGUCAUCACCCCGCAGGACAUCCAGCGCACCGUUGCCCGCCUGCGCGCCGUACUGGCCGCCACAGCCCCGCGGCUCACGCGCCGUCUGGCUGCACGGGCGAUCAAGUUUGUGUUCGGGGCGCAGCAGGCACUGGCAAGAGGAAGCGGCGGCGGCGGCGGCGGCGGCGCGGCCAAGGUGCGGCUGCGCCGAGGGACGGCAGCGGCAAAGGGCCGGGGCUGUCACAGCCUGGACGCAGAAGGAUCCGAGGAGGACAGCAAGAAGCAGGAAGCUAGGACGCGCGGCAGCGGCGCUAAGAGCGCUGGAGGAAAGGGUGGUGCUGACGCGAUGGCAAUUGACGACUCAGGUUCAAGUGGCGAUAGCGAGUCGGAUGAGGAUGAGGAGAUGGAGGAAGUUGGGCUGACUGUUAUCAAGCGGCCGCCAUCAACAGAAGGACUUGUUCGUGCCAUUUUCCUAAAGCUGCUGUGCAUUACAUCGUUUCGCUGCAGGCUGCCUGGAGCACGGUGCAAAAAGCCUAUGCGAACUUGUGCGCGCUCUGCUGGCACUGUCGCCAAGACUUCCAAAAAAAAGGAGCAGGAGGAAGAGUCUUCGGAGGGCAGCGAGGGCAACACCGGGCUGGAGGACGAUGACGACGAUGAUGAUGAGGACUUCACGGCUCCGAGCAGGCGGGAAACUGCUGCUGGCCGGCGUGGCAGGCUGCGCCAGCCCAGUCGUGGGAAGGCAGCUAGCAGCGACAACGAUGACGACGAAGACGAAGACAGCAGUAGCGAAGAGGAGGAGGAGGAGGACGAGGCGGGUGUCGCGCGUGUUGCGGCCCGUGGCAACAGGAGGUGCGACACUGAGGACUCAGAUGUUGAGCUCAUUAACGAUAGUGGUGAUGAUGAUGAUGAUGAGGCGGCGGAGGAGGAAGAUGGGGACGAAGCCAGUAGCGAGGAGGGGAAGGAGGAGGCGGAGGAGAACCCCGUGCGACGAGGACGUGGCAGGCCGCGCAAAGAGGGUGGCAAGGCUGCCCGAGAUAGUCCGGCUAGGGGGAAAGGACGGAAGCAGCAGCCCAAGGCCGCUGGGGCGGCCGCAAAGAAAGCCCUGAAGGGCCAAUCCGCGCAGAAGGGGAAUGCAAAGGAGGAGGUGGGGAAAAUGGCGGCAGCCGGCGGCGGCUCGAAGAAGCACAAGGGUCCCGUGGAGCGAAUCCUUUCGUACGACUCGGCGAAGGACAAGUACUUGGUGAAAUUGAAGGACGUGUCCUACCGCCACACCACAUACGUGACUCAGUCCCACCUGGAGAAGUUCAAACCAAACUUGUUGCGCAGCUUCCAAAAUCGCGAGGAGGCUGUGGAGGUGGAGGCGGAAUGGCUGCAGGUGGACCGAGUCAUCGCUGCCCGCACCGUUAGCACCCCAGGCCGCCAGGGCAAGUCGCGACAGCUGCUGAUAAAGUGGCGCGGCCUCGAGUAUUCGGACAGCACGUGGGAGAACGAGGAGGAGCUCCAGUCCCCUGAGGACAAGGCGGCCAUUGAGCGGUUUGAGCGCAUCAACGGGCCAACGGCGGCAACUGGCAAGAAGCAGCCCGACGGCACUCCACAGGCGCUGCGCCAACCGGGUUUUGAGCUGCCCACAUUCUGCAACGAGCGCUCACUGCGAGACUAUCAGCAGGUGUCGGUUCGCUGGAUGGUCAACAACUACUGCCAGCGCCGCAAUUGCAUCCUGGGCGAUGAGAUGGGCCUGGGUAAGACCGCACAGAGCAUCUCCUGUCUGGAGGUGCUGCGCUCUGUGGGCGGCAUUCCAGGGCCCUUCCUGAUCGUAGCCCCAUUGAGCACGCUGGGUCACUGGCAGCGGGAAAUCCAGACGUGGACGGACAUGAAUGUUGUCUUCCUAUCUGGCACGGCCGCGGACCGCGCCGUCAUCCUGGAGCACGAGUUCUACCGGUCGCCGGGUUCCACUGCUGGAGUCCGCAACUCCCGCAAAGAGAUCAAGUUCAACGUGCUGCUUGUGUCGUACAACACGCUCCUUAAGGAGCGCUCCUUGCUCGGCACCGUGUCCUGGGCUGCCGCCGUGUUCGACGAGGCCCACCGGCUCAAGGGCAUCAACAGCUCCACUCGCGCUGCAGUUGAGGAUCUGGACAUUGAUUGGCUGCUGCUGCUCACAGGCACGUGGUUGGGUGGCACGCCCAUCCAGAAUAAUAUGCUUGAGCUGUACUCCAUCCUUUCGCUGCUCGACCCCGACGGCUACCCCACCCCAGAGGACUUCACCAGCCGCUUCGGCGGCGCUCCGGGAGGGUCCCCGCCCACCGUGGAGCAGAUCCGGGCGCUGCAGGUGCUGUGCGAGGGCCUGGAGGAGGACCUGAAGUUUAAGCUCGCGCAGCAGCGAUCUCAGGGGGCCCCGGAGGAGUUCAAGUCCCCGGAGGUGGAGCUGCUAGUGCGGGGCAGCGGCAAGAUGGUACUGCUGCAUAAGCUGCUACACAAACUGAGGGCGGAGGGUCGCCGAGUGCUUAUCUUCUCCCAGUUCGUCAUCAUGCUCAACGUGUUGGAGGACUACUGCAAUGCAGUGGGCUUCCCUGUGGAGAGAAUUGACGGAAGCAUCCAGGGCCGUGACCGCCAGCGGGCCAUCGACCGCUUCUGCGCGGAGGGCGAGGGCAGCGAUGGCGCCUUCGUGUUCCUGCUGUCCACUCGGGCCGGAGGGCAGGGCAUUACGCUCACCGCUGCGGACACGUGUAUCAUAUAUGACAGCGACUGGAACCCGCAGAACGACUUGCAGGCCAUGGCCCGCUGCCACCGUAUCGGCCAGAAAAAGGAGGUGACGGUGUACCGCCUCAUCAGCCGAGACACCUACGAGAUGGCGCUCUUUAAUUCCGCCAGUAGGAAGUAUGGCUUGGAUGAGGCCAUCUUGGGCUUCUCCGGCGGCUCAGAUCCCGAGUCCGACUCGGCUCGCAUAGCGGAGCUGCUCCGUCACGGUGCGCACGGGCUGCUGGCAGAUAUGGAGGCCGGCCUUCGGCAGGGGGAGGCGUUUGCGAGCGAAGACAUUAACCAGAUUCUGGCGGCCCGCACUGAGAAGCGCCAAAUCGGGUCGCGAGCUGGCAACACCUUCUCCGUUGCUACCUUCGCAGCGGACGACGGCGGGGCCGCCGGCGGGGAGACCGGUGGCGGCCUGGGUGGGCUUGCCCGGCGCGGCCGCGCUAAAGCCAGGCGUCGCGGUGGCAGUGGCGGCGAGG
Volvox carteri f. nagariensis is the source of this 5206-nucleotide messenger RNA. RefSeq lists its product as uncharacterized. Gene Ontology annotation, biological process: chromatin remodeling. The record is from RefSeq and is a predicted model, not a curated record. The transcript is spliced from 34 exons. Gene Ontology annotation, cellular component: nucleus; chromatin. The annotation marks the transcript as partial. Gene Ontology annotation, molecular function: ATP binding; ATP hydrolysis activity; ATP-dependent chromatin remodeler activity. NCBI's taxonomy places the organism in Eukaryota, Viridiplantae, Chlorophyta, Chlorophyceae, Chlamydomonadales, Volvocaceae.